This is a messenger RNA of Suillus fuscotomentosus, 849 nucleotides long. RefSeq lists its product as uncharacterized. The record is from RefSeq and is a predicted model, not a curated record. Lineage: Eukaryota; Fungi; Basidiomycota; Agaricomycetes; Boletales; Suillaceae. The transcript is spliced from 2 exons. Bases 1 to 849 code for a protein of 282 amino acids.
AUGCGUCGUCCAGUGCCCAUUCAGGGUCAGGCUCCCCCUCCAGCUGCUAACUUCAACCAACAAAUGCUAUCAUCAGGACUGUCAGAUAUGAAUCAGCCAGCAGGACUGACCAUGGUACAACAUCAUCUGUCCUUGCUCACUCCCGAGGCAUGGGUAGCCCUUUUCAGCCAGAUGCAGAAGAUUCUGCCUCCUCCCCCACCUCCUCUGCUAGCACCACUAGUGCCAGUAAUCCAGCCAAAUCUGGAACUUCUAUCAUUGAUGCAAGACCUUGCUCGAAGGAUGGAAGGAAUCGAGAAGGAUGUGUCGACAAUUAAACAUCAGAAUGUCAAUGAGGACCUUGCAACUGAUGGAGAUGUUGACACUGAAGAAGAAAAUCAACCCUGUCCUCAACAGAAGCAUGCAAAAAAGAAGAAAUCCAAGGAACAAGCAUAUAUCCCGAAUGUGGCAAAGGUGAGGCUUACUGCAGCACAACUGACCACAUGUUCAGUGCAAAUAGUUGCCUCUGCUCUUCAAUCUGCUGUCACUAAGACAUAUCAGGAAUGUCUGCACAAGACCAUUUACGAUCUCACCGGACUCAUUGCAAGUGAAAUCGGUAGUGAUGGAAGUGAUGACACAAUGUCCAAUCCACCAAAGAUGAUGUUCGACUUCCAGGCUGGAACUCCUUAUGCACCCAUCAAGAUGUAUGAACAGGACCCUCGAGGCUUCAAAAAACGAGAAGGUCAGCAUGAUGAGGAUCUCCCCCAAGGCAAUAGUGAGAAGGCCAGCAAAAAUGGCAGCACUGACAGCCACAGUGUGAAUGGUGAUGGCGAUGGUGAUGAUGGUGAUGAUAUCUUGGAUGGUGAUUUGUGA